UCUUAAAUUUUCAGUUCAAAUUCAACUAUGGCGUUUGCUAGUCGAUUGGCUCGUCGUUCUUUGCUAUUUUCGCAAAACUUUUCACAAUUUAAUCGAAAUUUCGGUAAUUUUCGCAAUGUUAAAACAUCUUCAAAAACGUAUAUUCGUACUUUUUGCAUUAUCGGUGGUGGAAUCGUCGCAUUUGCGUGUACAAAUUUAGUAAAAUCAAAUCAAGUAAAAGCGAUGAAUCUUAGAAAAUUCAAACCAAAGGAAGAAGAAAACUAUGUUAAACUUACAGCUCGGGAACGAAGAUUUAUUAAGUUUUCUUCAGUGGAAUACAAUGGACAACUUUACAUGACACCCUUAGAUUUUCUUGAUUCUGUUGUCGAACAAGAGCCUCGACCCCGGUUGAAAAGGAGAUCAUUAACGGAUAAUGAUAUCGAAAAAAUUAAGGACGCUACACCAGCUUUGAAGAAAAGUUCAGUUAAUAUGUUCAGGGGCCUAAGAGACAAAGGAAUAAUAUCUUACACGGAAUAUUUAUUCCUUCUUUCAAUUCUAACAAAGCCACAAUCAGGAUUCCGAAUUGCCUUCAACAUGUUCGACACGGAUGGCAAUCAACGAGUUGAUAAAAACGAAUUUUUAGUGAUUCAAACAAUUUUGGGAGGUUCAUUGCAAAAACUUCAUAUAGACGAAGAGACGCGUAGAAUUCUCCGACGAUUGGUUUCCCCUGAUGAAGCGAAAUUCCUUUUUGAAAAGAAAAAACUUAAAACAAAAAAGAAGAAAGGCUUUAUGGAGAAAAUUUUCAGUGGAGCAUGGAAAGACAAACGUGGCCUUACAGAAACCGAAGAAAACGAAGAGAAAAAAAAUGAAAGAGAUGAUCGAGACAGUUACAUUGACGAUGAGGAGGGGUUACAACGCAGACACAGAGUCGAUACUACUCUUCAAGUGCAUUUCUUUGGUCGAAAAGGCAAUCAAGAUCUGAACUAUGAUGGUUUUUAUAAAUUCAUGGAUAAUUUACAAACUGAAGUUCUCGAACUUGAGUUUAGUGAAUUCUCGAAAGGGAAUCCAGCUAUCACUGAAGUGGACUUUGCCAAAAUUCUUCUACGUUAUACAUAUUUGGAUACUGACGAAUAUGAUAUGUUUUUAGAGAGGUUACUAGAUCGAGUUAAGGAUGAAAAAGGAAUUAUGUUUCAUGAGUUCAAAGAUUUCUGUCGUUUUUUGAAUAAUUUAGAUGAUUUUGCCAUUGCCAUGCGAAUGUACACUUUGGCUGAUCGUGCAAUUUCAAAAGAUGAAUUUGCAAGGGCCGUAAUGAUUUGUACUGGCUACCAACUUACAAGCCAUUUAAUCGACACAGUGUUUGCUAUUUUCGAUGCAGAUGGUGAUGGUCUGCUGUCUUAUAAGGAAUUCAUCGCAAUCAUGAAGGAUCGACUUCAUCGUGGUUUCAAAUAUAUUGAGAGGCAAGAUCUCAUGGAAACAUUCAAAUGUUGCGUGAUUGAAGAAUUAUUGAAACCACAAUAAAGAAAUUUUACAAACAACAAAAUUCAAAAUUAAUACCCAGAGGAAUGAAAACUACAAUUCUGUGAUAAUACAACUACUGGCUUCGUUUGUUAGUUAUUGUUUUGUAUGUUGCAUUAUCAUUCAUUUGACAAUAAAAAUAAAAAUUGCAGCACAAAAAUAUAAAAAUGUUAAACUAAUGAAUGGUGUGUGAAUUGGUCAAAUUUAUUUAGGUAGAUGUCAGUUUUGAAAUAAAACUGUUUAAUAGUUUUUUCAAUAGCUGGAAUGGUUUGCUUUGAAGUGUCAUGGACUCGACAAAUUGUUGGCAUCUACUGACCAGAGUGUAGUUCUAUUGUUUAUGAAUUUCAAGACAUAGUUGGUGUCUAUUGUUUGAAAACCUUGUUAGCUAAAUAUUUUCCUAGAUCCACUCACAAAUUCUUAAUUGGGUUGAGGUCCAAAUAGUGAGAAAACCAGAAUAGAACAGAGAUUCGUUGAUCGCGAAUCCCAGCACACUCACUAUUUUUAAAGAGUGCUUGAGUUCGUUAUCUUGCGGAAAAUGACAUCUAAGUUACAAGUUGUCCUCGGCAUACGAAAGCAUUACCUCUUUCAAAAUAUCACGAUAAGUUUUCUUUUUCAUGAUAUCAUGAACAACACCAAAUUAAGAAAAGCAACAACAUAUUAUGCUGCUACCGCCUCAGUGUUUUACUGUUGCCUAAUAGGUUACUUUUUGUUUCAUCACUUCAAAGAAUGGGCAGGUUCAGACAACAUAAAGGACUUAUUUGUAUAACUGUAUACUUUGAAUAUUUUAACAGAAGCAACUAGUUCGUUUUUCAAGUGUUAUGAAUUUAAAAUUAAUACCCUUUCUUCACAAACCUCUACCUUCAGUUCAUAGGGCAAAAAUUACCGAAAACAUUAUUAUUUACAAAACACUUCUCAGGCAAGCUACAAGUCCAUCAAGAUUUGUAUUUUGUAUUGUAAAAAAAUAUUACUUGUUUUUUUUUGUUUAAUCUGCAAGGAACCCUAUUAAAAACAGCAUUCAAUGAAAUUGUGCAGAAAAUAAACAAAUCAUAGAGUAAUAAAGUCUAGCUUUCAGUUUAGUGAAAAAAUAUAUGUAAUGAGUUAUGACAGAAGAAGACUUGAUAGAUAUAGGGAGAUUUUUCUCGCCUAACUUUCUAGUCAACUUUGCAUUAAAAUUGCCUUAAUAUGAAGGUAAUUCUUUGGCAGCUGUACUGAAACUUGCCUAACUUUUAAGUGCCUUAUGUCGCCUGAAGCUGUCCAUUAUUGGAAGGUAUUGGCAUCUGGCCAAUCAGAUAUUAGAAACUUGCCUUACUUAUAAGUCCCUUAUUUCGUCUGAACCUGCCCAUUCCCUAUAAUUGCUGUGUAGAUUUCAAAAAUACGAUCGGAAUUUGAAUUCAAAAUCAGAAAUAAAAAUAAAAUCCGAAAGGAUCUUAAGAAAGCGUAAAUUCAAGAUUUCUCAAAACUUAAUUAACAAGAAUUUCCAGAAACUAAGUAAAUUGAUUUAAGUUUUUCCUAAAAUAUAGAGGAUAUUUUGUGUCUUACUUAAGCCUUAAAAACCGUUUUUGGUUGUCUCUAGCAUAAAACCUAAAGACCUAUACAAAUUUUAAGGCGAGAUUCGGAUUCAAUAGAACUUAACCCAAAAAAAAACUAUUGUUUUGUUUGUGUGGCUGAAAAAGAAACGUGAUUUUGUUACUUUUUAAAACCGUGUUUAAGUCUUUGUUUCAACCCCAAGAGGCUAGUUACAAAAAAUAAAUAAUUAAAAAUUUGUCAAUCCAAUACUUUGCAUGUUUUACUACAACUAAAAAUCUCCUAUUAAGGAUAGGUUAUCGCAAAAGCACUUCACAUUCACCAUUUUGAAACUAACCGCGUAAAAAAAGCAGUUUUCGAUUCAUUUUGUAGCAUUUCUGAAAAACAUGACUGCAGACCAUCUUCAAAUGAUGAUUUUAUCUCAAUCAUGUGCAGGAGACCAUUAAAACGCAGAAGAUUUUCGGCAUAUUAACUUGACGAAUGUCAGCUAGAAAAAUUUCAGCAUGAAUAUCUGAAAGACAAGGCCACUGAGAAGGCCUUGCUUGAGGUAGUGCGUACCAUUGAGAAGACAAUUCAAUAUAAUAGUCUUGCUACCUUCCUAGACGUAGAAGGUGCUUUCAAUAACGUCCUUACUGAAUCGAUUCACGAAUCACUUACUCACUUCGGGGAAGAGGUUUUUAUUCAAGAAUGGAUAAUUUCUAUGCUAAGUGAUAGAAGGAUUCAAGCUUCGUUAGGUAACACAAUCUCUUCUCAAAAUGUGAGUAGAGGAAUACACAAGAGUGGUGUUUUCUCCCCUCUUAUUAGUCAUGAAUAAAAUCCUUAUAAAAUUAAAAACUUUUGGGGUGAAGGCGGUACCUUAUGCUGAUGGCUUGGUUGUACUGGUAUCGUGAAAGUUCCGAAAUCCCGGAGAUGGCUCUGAAGAAAGUUAGCAGAUGGGCCACGAGUAGUGGACUAAACUGAUUCUCUUUACGACCAAAACUUAACGCGAAAUAUCUAAGAGUUAUUCUAGAUCCCAAACUAAACUGGAAAGUAAACAUUAAAGUACGGGCUAAGAAGGCCUGCAUCGCCUUUUACCCCUUUUUUUAAAUCAAAGAUAAUAUUGUGAAAGUACUCAGCUGUUGUAUGUCAUAUUUAGUCUAUUGGAUUGUGUGGUGGCAUGCGCUUAGCGAGAAAAACAUUAUGGAGAAAAUAAGGAAGGUUCAAGAAAUAGCAAGUGUCGGCAAUCAGUAGAUAGCAAUGAGAAGCAUUUAAAAUACUUAAAUCAAACUUAAACAAAAAUAGAAAUACUGCUAUUUGCACUGACAGCCAAUUCUACCAGAACAUUCUCUAUACUGGAUAACAACGUCAUGAACUCUUGAGCCUCCACUCCAACUUCCGUGUCACUCUUAUCUGGGUUACAGGUCAUAGUGGCAUUGAUGGAAAUUAACCGUCCUUCAUGGCUCACUUGCGGAGAAGGUAACUAUUUCUCUUGUAGCUAUGAAGAGCAGCCAAGAAAAUAUGGCCGUUCUAUUGAACUUUUAUGCAGGACCAGGUAUGAUAUAGCUAGGGUCACUGCAAUAUGUACCGGACAUUGCCAGAUAGGAGAGCACCAAAGUUAAAUAUUUCUCACAAUACCCACGCCGAAGCUGCGGAGACCAACAUGAAAGGGAAACUGUGAUUCACUUACACUGUAAAUGUACUAACCUGGGUAGUUCUAGAAUAUAAAGCUUCAGAAGGUCAUUCCUUAAAGAUCUUGAUGAACUUUCUGGGAUCAAAAUCAAAGACCUGAUUUCCUUUCUGAAUGCGACGAAAUGACUGCUAAUUGUGUUACGGGAGCAUCCUUCUUCAUUUCUGCGUAAAGCAGUACUGUCAAAUCUCUUAAGAUAUCCUCGUCAUGAAAAACUGGGGUUAUAUUGAUACAAAUGAACAUUUGCUUUUCAUGUAACUCAAAAAACGAACAAUUAAUAGGGGGGACUAAGGUGGGACUGCAGCCCCGGGCCCCGCGGAAACGAGGCCCCCAUCCGAUUUAGAAAUUUAAACCGUAAACCCGCGAUAUUCAAACUAUACAAUCUAAUAAACCCCAAAAUUAAAAACCAAAAUUAGUUUAAAAUUAAACCACAAAAUCCAAACUCGAAAGCUAUAUACCCCAAAAAUGUUAUACCCAUAUAGCCCAACUCUCAAUUAAUCCCAUAAACUUCAAACCCACAUAGCUCAACUUGCUAGUAUCUCCAAAAAGUCAAACCCACAGAGCCUAAAUGCCCAAUUAUAAUAGUACCUUAUUAAUUCUUGAUUAAGAGAGGUGUGCGAAUUGAGCGUUAAAGUACAUUUCGAUACUAGUGUCGUAAAAUUUAGAAUUAUUAAUUUCCACGAGUCCGCUUUGAGUUUAACAAGCUAAAAAUAGUGAAAUAAAUUUUGCCGCAGAAGUAUUGAAUCGUGUUUUUCGACACAACGUACGUAAAGUUCAAUUUUCCGAAACCCUCCCGUGGGCAAAAUUCAACUUUACGCGAAUAACGCGUAUCUAAAAAUUAAUGUUCGACUUAAAGGUAAAGGUUCGAAUUGAAAUAUUUUACUACUAGUUUUUUUUUAAAGAGGCGACACUCGAGAAGAAAAAAAACAAACAAAAUUUACGAAUACAUAUCAAAGCAUGUUAUUGACGCCUUGAAAAUAUAUAGCGGUAAGGUCUUCAAGUCCAGUCGUGACUCGCGAGUGUGCAGACGCACUCUGCACGAGAGAAAAAACUAAUCGAAAAAAAAACUAAUAAUAUUCGUAACAAAUCCUAUAGCUAAUUGUGAAGCAGAAAGAAAUUCCUCAGUCCUUAAAACAAUACAAAAUAUGUACUGAUCUUCGAUGUUGGAUGAAAGAUUAUCAUCUUUAACUCGUUUAGCAAUCAAAUCCGAAUUAUUAAGAUCGAUGGAGUUCAAUGAUCUGAUUCAAGAUUUUGUAGAAAUUAAAUAAUUUUUAACCUUUCCUAAUUACUACAUAAUUUGUUAUUUUUAAUUUUUAGAGUUUUGAAUAAUCAAAAAGAAAUGGUCUGACGGUUUUGAGUUCAUGGUUUACGAUUUCUUAUUUGCGAUUGCAAAAUGAACACAUUUAAUUUUUCAAAAACGGGUAUCAAAAAUUCUUAAUCUUGGGGGAUAGCUUCUUGGACUUUCGAUGCGUCAACUCCUCGGCGCAUCGUCUCUGAGAGCGUGGACUUCUGAGCCCCGGAUUAUUGGGUUGGCUCGCUUGGGGUUUAGGAUGCUUUGGUUUAUUGGGUUGGCUCGCUUGAGUCUUAGGACACUCUGGGUUAUGAGGGGUUGGCUUGCUUGGGUUUUAUAUCUUCUUAGGAGGCCUCACAUUUGAAAUAGCCCCGGACCCCCAUUUUACUUACUCCGGGCCUGCGCAUGCGUUACAGAAUCUGAGAUACCUUUUUGGCACAAUUGUUGGUUUUUGAAAAAAUAACUACAUGCAUAUGUAUAUCGUAGGUACUUCUCAAAUCAGCUUUAAAUAAAACGUUCAAACUAUGUGUGUAGAUCCCCGUUUCUUUGGCUUUAAUAAAAUAUAGUUUUUAACACAUUUCUAGUUUACUUUCUAAGAAAUAUCGGCAUCAAUUACUUAGUUUCUGAAAAGGACUUUAGGUAUGGUGUUGGUGUUGACUUUAAAACCAACUUUUAUUGAAAGUCCAACAUAGGCAAGGAAUUUUUGUAUUUGUAUCAGUGGCGUUUAACUAACAAAUUCACAAUAACAACAUUUAUUUAAUUCAUGGGUCAAAAAUUACUAAUUUUUUUUGAUAAACAAGUUUGAAAUUUUGAAAUAUCACUUGGACAUUUAUUUCACAGUCUACACCACUUAGAAGUUUUAAUGGAUUUAAACAGUGUAUAAGAGACGAAAUGAAA
This is a messenger RNA of Eupeodes corollae, 6872 nucleotides long. It is a transcript of the gene MICU3, whose product is annotated as calcium uptake protein 3, mitochondrial. Bases 28 to 1497 code for a protein of 489 amino acids. The record is from RefSeq and is a predicted model, not a curated record. The transcript has 11 exons. Gene Ontology annotation, biological process: calcium import into the mitochondrion; mitochondrial calcium ion homeostasis. Gene Ontology annotation, molecular function: calcium ion binding. NCBI's taxonomy places the organism in Eukaryota, Metazoa, Arthropoda, Insecta, Diptera, Syrphidae. Gene Ontology annotation, cellular component: uniplex complex.